Messenger RNA from Mugil cephalus (flathead mullet), 5762 nucleotides. Its product is annotated as electrogenic sodium bicarbonate cotransporter 1-like. The transcript has 27 exons. Gene Ontology annotation, biological process: regulation of intracellular pH; bicarbonate transport; transmembrane transport. Gene Ontology annotation, cellular component: basolateral plasma membrane; plasma membrane. Lineage: Eukaryota; Metazoa; Chordata; Actinopteri; Mugiliformes; Mugilidae. Gene Ontology annotation, molecular function: sodium:bicarbonate symporter activity; solute:inorganic anion antiporter activity; monoatomic anion transmembrane transporter activity. The record is from RefSeq and is a predicted model, not a curated record. The coding region runs from base 372 to 3734 and encodes 1120 amino acids.
UGGCACUUUAAAUAUGGGAAAGAGACACGCUGCGCUCAGACGCUCUCCCCACACGCUUCCAGCGACACACAAAGCGGAGGCCUUUUUCUCCAAGAUGUUCCCGACGCACGAGCAGCUGAAGGAGUCCAGCCAGAUAUGAGGAUUGUCCGCUUCGCGUUGAGUUUGAUCAGUAGAGUCGAAGAGAUCGUCCCGGCCAGAUAACCCGAGGCUCUGAGGCUUCUUUAGGGCUUCUUUAGUAUUUUUGUUUUGUUUUGGCUUACCUGGGAAGCGUGUCGUCUAGAGUAGCCUAGGUGAACACUUUCAGACACUUUCCGCCGCUUGGAAGCGACGGGGACGGCUGCAGCACACCUGACUGACGGCGGUUUGUCACCAUGAGCUCCGACAAGACCAAAGUGGAGGAUGAAGCAGUCCUGGACAGAGGUGCGUCCUUUGUCAAACACGUCUGCGAUGAAGAGGAGGUGGAAGGUCACCACACUGUGUACAUUGGCGUGCACGUUCCCAAGAGCUACCACCGGAGGAGACGCCACAGACGCAAGUCCGGCCACAAGGAGAAGCGGGAGCGAACCGAGCACAGCACAGAAGGGUACAAGUCCGACGGGGACUGCGUAGAUGACCCCGCUGCCAACAUCCUCAAACCUCUCAUUUCUCCAGCCGAGAGGAUCCGGUUUAUGCUGGGAGAGGAGGACGAUGGCCCCCCGCCUCCUCAGCUCUUCACCGAGCUGGAUGAGCUGCUGUCUGUGGACGGCCAGGAGAUGGAGUGGAAGGAGACUGCCAGGUGGAUCAAGUUCGAGGAGAAGGUGGAGAAGGGAGGCGAGCGCUGGAGUAAGCCUCACGUGGCCACGCUGUCCUUGCACAGCUUGAUGGAGCUGAAGACGUGCAUCGAAAAGGGCACCAUCAUGCUGGACCUGGAGGCCGCCACGCUGCCGCAGGUUGUCGAGAUGAUCACUGACAGCCAGAUUGAGAACGGUCAGCUGAAGGCGGACCUGAAGGAGAAGGUCAUGUACACGCUGCUGCGGAAGCAUCGCCACCAGACCAAGAAGUCCAACUUGCGCUCUCUUGCAGACAUUGGCAAGAGCGUUUCUAGUGCGAGUCGGCUCUUCACCAGCCAGGAGAAUGCACGCAACCCCCCUGAGCAACCCGUGCCUUUUGUAAUUCCGCAAGACUCGGAGGAACCAUGUGAGGUCAUGAGGAGCUCCAGCAUGGGAUACCUCUGUAGUCCGACCACAUCCCACAGAAACCUCACCUCCAACAGCCUGAGCGACUUCUCCGACAAACCCGAGAAGGAUCAGCUGAAGAAUAAGUUCAUGAAGAAACUGCCCCGCGACGCCGAGGCGUCCAACGUGCUGGUGGGCGAGGUGGACUUCCUGGAGACUCCCUUCGUGGCGUUUGUGCGUCUGCAGCAGGCCGUCAUGCUGGGGGCGCUCACCGAGGUCCCCGUGCCCACGAGAUUUCUCUUCGUCCUGUUGGGCCCCAAAGGCAAAGCGAAGUCCUAUCACGAGAUUGGAAGAGCCAUCGCCACCUUGAUGUCCGAUGAGGUUUUCCACGAUAUCGCCUACAAAGCGAAGAGCAGGCAGGACCUGCUGGCCGGUAUCGAGGAGUUCCUGGAUGAGGUCAUCGUCCUGCCGCCCGGCGAGUGGGACCCUGACAUCAGGAUAGAGCCGCCCAAGUCCCUGCCCUCCUCGGACAAGAGGAAGAACAUGUACGCUGGGUUAGAGCCGCCUCAGAUGAACGGCGACACUCCCCACGACACGGGGCACGGGGGCGGUGGAGGACACCAAGUCGGAGAGGAGCUCCAACGCACAAGAAAGUUUUGCGGAGGUCUUAUCCUGGACAUCAAGAGGAAGCUGCCAUUUUUCGCCAGUGACUUCUACGACGCGCUGCACAUCCAGUCUCUGUCCGCCAUCAUGUUCAUCUACCUGGGUACGGUCACUAAUGCCAUCACGUUCGGAGGUCUGCUCGGAGACGCUACAGAAAACAUGCAGGGAGUGCUGGAAAGUUUCCUCGGUACGGCUCUGACGGGGAUGGUGUUCUGUCUGCUGGCCGGUCAGCCGCUGACCAUCCUCAGCAGCACGGGCCCGGUGCUGGUCUUCGAAAGGCUCCUCUUCACAUUCAGCAGAGACAAUGGCUUCGACUACCUCGAGUUCCGGCUGUGGAUCGGCCUGUGGUCGGGCCUGUUCUGUCUGUUGCUGGUCGCCACCGACGCCAGCUUCCUGGUGCAGUACUUCACGCGUUUCACCGAGGAGGGCUUCUCGGCGCUCAUCAGCUUCAUCUUCAUCUACGACGCGUUCAAGAAGAUGAUCAAGCUGGCCCACUACAACCCCAUCAACUCCGACUACAACCCCGACCUCGUCACCCACUACGACUGCCGCUGCGUGCCCGGCAACACGUCAGAGUUCCUUAAUAUCUCUGCCUGGACAAACAGUACUGACCUGCCGGUGAACGCUACAUGGGCGUCCCUGACCAAGAAGCAGUGCGUGAAGUUCGGGGGCGAUCUCGUCGGAGAGAACUGCGGCUACGUGCCUGACAUCACCCUGAUGUCCUUCAUCUUGUUCUUUGGCACCUACACCUGCUCCAUGGGGCUGAAGAAGUUCAAGACGAGUCGCUUCUUUCCCACCACGGUGAGGAAGCUCAUCAGCGACUUCGCCAUCAUCUUGACCAUCUUUUUGUUCUGCGGCGUGGACGCCUUUGUCGGUGUGGACACUCCAAAGCUCAUAGUGCCAAGUGAAUUCAAGCCCACAAGUCCACUGAGGGGCUGGUUUAUUGCUCCUUUUGGAGGAAACCCUUGGUGGGUGUACCUGGCGGCUGCACUUCCUGCUCUGCUGGUCACCAUUCUGAUAUUUAUGGACCAACAGAUCACUGCGGUGAUCGUCAACAGGAAAGAACACAAACUCAAGAAAGGGGCAGGCUACCACUUGGACCUGUUCUGGGUGGCCGUCCUGAUGAUAAUCUGCUCUUUCAUGGGGCUGCCGUGGUACGUGGCGGCCACCGUCAUCUCCAUCGCCCACAUUGACUCUCUGAAAAUGGAGACCAAGACGUCGGCCCCCGGGGAGCAGCCCAAAUUCCUGGGUGUCCGGGAACAAAGGGUCACUGGUAUCUUUGUGUUCCUCCUCACGGGACUCUCCGUCUUCAUGGCCCCUAUCCUCAAGUUCAUUCCCAUGCCAGUGCUCUAUGGUGUAUUCCUCUACAUGGGUGUAGCAUCACUGAAUGGUGUCCAGUUCAUGGACCGCCUACAGCUGCUCCUGAUGCCCGCCAAGCACCAGCCCGACCUGAUCUACCUGCGACACGUCCCCCAGAGACGCAUCCACCUCUUCACCUUCAUCCAGGUCCUGUGCUUGGCUCUGCUCUGGAUCCUCAAGUCCACCGUGGCUGCCAUCAUCUUCCCCGUCAUGAUUUUGGCUUUGGUCGCCGUCCGUAAGGCCAUGGACUACGUGUUCUCCCAGCACGACCUCGGCUACCUGGACGACGUCAUCCCAGAGAAGGACAAGAAGAAGAAAGAGGACGAGAAGAAGAAGAAGAACAAGAAGAAGGGAAGCAUCGACAGUGAAAUCGACUUUGACAUCAGUCGCAAACUUUCCUUGACCCGCAUUCACCGUGCUGAGCACUACUUUGAGCCGCCCACUGUGGCCGAUCUUGACAAAGGCUCCUACUUUAAAGGGUUGCCUCAGAUUCGAAUAGGCCUGGGCUCUGAGGAUAACGGUUUCUUCUGGAAGAAGGGCUCUGAAACUGAUCUGUGAGAGACUUGUCCAAAGAUGCAGCACGACACAUGCAAACAUAGCCAUCCUCUUUUGUGCUAUAGCGCCACUUCACAACAAUGGUAUUUUUUUUUUAUAUAUAUAUAUAUAUAUUAUAUAUAAAUGCUCCUCAUGUGAGGAUUUAAAUCCCAAUUGCUGGAAGUACUUAACAGUGAAACCUUUUGGAUGGUACUGACUUUUAACAACAGAGUGAAUGUUCACCUGCAGGAUUUCCUAGCAGAAAACUACUCGAGCUCAUCAGAAUGCAGUUUUUAUGGGACGUCAACAUCCUGUUAAUGUGUGUACACCAAUAAUUUACAUACAGCUUUAUACUAAACACAUACUAGGAGGACUUCCCCACUGUUUUCAUAGAUUUCCUACAGUACAGUUUUUAUUUCUAAGGUUUAACUACUGCAAUCUUGACAUUCAGACGUAGUGGAGGUACUUGCAUUCGGAGGCGAACAGAGGGGCGUCCUCCUUUAACUUGUAGUGAAAAGAAAAUAAAGUGCUACACAAAAGGUCAUCUAUGCACACUCACAAGCGGACCUUAAUUUUGUAUUUAUGGGCAUAUUAGCUAUUUAUGACGCAUCCGUGUCUACAAACACAUCCAGAAGAUUAUGUUUGUUCUGGUAGAAGUAAAUGGUCUGGGUUUCUUCGUUCGCUCCCCCUCUUUUUUUUUUUUUUUUUUUUCCUAUAUUUAUUAUAUUUAAAUGCACAGCAAAAUAACAUGCUGGUUGAAUUUUAAGUCACCCCGUUUCUGUCUGUGGAAAUUCUGAGGUAUGCUUUCCGUGGUUCUGUUUCCACUCAGCUGUCUUUUCUCUGUUUUAAGGAGUUCUAGAUGUUUUAUACCUGUAUGUAGCUCUACCUCUUAUUUCCUGUAGGUGCCAGGCAUUAUAUACAUAUAUGAAUAACAUCUGUCAUGUGCAAUGAUUCGUGAUCAAACACUGAUUGUAUUUUUUAUUUUUUUUUCCAACUGGCACUGCAUGAGAUCUCUUGCUUUCUUUCCUUUUGUUUCGGUGACACUUUUAUCUCUGUUUGUUCGUCGCUACGAAAUCAUUUGCAAUGGUUUUUAAAGGGCAACUCUAUCCGAAAAGCUUUUUAUUUCAACAACCAUAAUUUUGGUAUUGGUUUUUAAGAGAUGAUGAAUUUUAUUUUUAAUUUUUUUUUUUUUUUAAAGAAAAACAUUUAGGCAUUUCAAAUGCUGACGUGUGAGAAGUAUUUUAACCUCACGAAUGCAGUUUGGUGUCGACCAUCGGCUCAGUCUUGAAAGACUGAUUUGUUAUUUUGUUUGAAAAUGUGAUCAUAUUCAAAAAGCUGUUAAAUGUGAUAAAUCAUCAAUCGUUGAAUUCAUUUUUUAUUUCUAAAUCGUGUAAUUUUUGUCGAUGCAAAUCAACGAUUUAUUCACUGUGAGAGAAACGAUAUCGUGACUUCCUGUCUGGGAAGAACUACUGCUUUUCACAAUAAAAUGACGCUUUUUGAGACACAAUGCAUUAUAGUCUAAACUGCAUUUAGAGACAGUUUGAGACAAGAAUCUGUAGUCGAAUGAUCUUGUUUUUUGGUGAUUGAAUUAUACACUGGUAACUGAAUCUAAUAUAUUAUGCAUAUCUGAGUGUAGUGAAUCUCGAUCAUUUGAAAUAUCUAUGUAUUCCUUGAGAAAAGGGCCGUCUUGUAGAGCAAAUAUGGGCUUUAAUUCACGCUUUCUUAAUCGAGCCGAUAACGCCAUCGAAAUGUGAAGCACAAGACUGUUGAGGUCGACUCGGGAGCCUCGUCGUCUUCCACUCUCUUCUGUGACAUCUGUAUAUCUUGACUUUUUUUUUUGUUUUUUUUUUUUUUUUGGACUCUGGGGUUUCUGAUUCCGCAAUCACUGUAAUAUUUUUGAUGUACUAAACUCUGACACCAAUUUUAUACAAUCAUCCUGUGUGCUCAAAUACCCGUCGGUUACUCAGAAGGAAGAAAAUGUCAGUGUUUAUUUUUUAUGAAGUAGUGUUUCAAAUGAGAGCAAUAAAACCAAAAAUGAUUCUUUAAAUAUGA